Messenger RNA from Hylaeus anthracinus, 9435 nucleotides. Its product is annotated as zinc finger protein Xfin-like. NCBI's taxonomy places the organism in Eukaryota, Metazoa, Arthropoda, Insecta, Hymenoptera, Colletidae. The transcript has 10 exons. The coding region runs from base 568 to 6600 and encodes 2010 amino acids. The record is from RefSeq and is a predicted model, not a curated record. Gene Ontology annotation, molecular function: zinc ion binding. Gene Ontology annotation, cellular component: nucleus.
CAAAUCACCUCCCGAACCACCCCUUUCAAGAUGAUACAACAUUUUUCAGACACCCUGUACAGCGAAAAUUAGUGAAAACAAAUUUAGUAACUAGAUAAACAGGAACCAAUCGGUUCAUGUUUGCCGCGAACGUUACGUUCAUUGUAAACGCCCAAUGAAGCGGCAGAAAUGAAUUCGAUAUGAACGGGCCUUAUACAAGGCCAAAAUACAAUUCGCGGUUUCUAAAGUAUCAAAAAAUUACUGGAUAUCUGCCGCGAAGCGCAAGAUACCUAGCGACAUGGAGGAGGUCGUGCUCGACAGGACCGACGAAACAAGUGUCUGUGUACAAGAUGGCGGCGCCCGGGGCCUUAACUGUCGUGAAAAUCGCCAGGAAGUAACCCGUAAACGGAAGCCGCGCGGUGUCGCAGCGAGCCGCGGAUCCCCGCUCCGAAGGAUGUGAUCCGAGGAAGAAGAAGAAGAAGGCCGAGUCCGGGCCAGAGGAGCCUUUUUCUACACUGCCACGAGGAAAUUCGGAUUAUCCAAAUUCCUCGGGCCAGUAUCGUGAUCCUCUUCGUGGCCACGCCGACGAUGGAGCCCAGGGAACGCUACCAGGAGCUCUGCAGACUUUGCGCAUCCUACGACGCCGUCAAGAUGGACAUCUUCGGUCAAGAGGGCAAGAGUAGACAGCUCGUUGACAAGAUACAAGCUUGUCUACCCUUUCAGAUUACAGAAGAUGAUCGCCUACCAAAAUGCCUCUGUUACCGGUGCACGUACAAUUUGGAAAAUUUCUACGAUUUUAGAACAGCAUGCGUCAAUGCAGUGGCCCUCUUGGAAAGAUGUUUACCACCCUCAGAAUCGGGUGCAGGUGUUACAACCACCAUAACUAGUUGCAACGAUUUACAGUUGCUGAAGAGAAAGGAAAGUAUGCCAAUGUUAAUUCCAGAGGCUCCUGUUGUGAAUCCAAAUGCUGCCUUAGGCACACCACCUAGAUUAAAUUCUGAUGGAGAGGCUGAUCACGAGACCGAAGAAAUUGUUGACAAUAGUGGCACGGAUGAAGCCACGAUAGUGGACGAUUCUGAGGAUCGUCGUUCAGAAGAGUAUGAAAUGGAUAUGGAAACAAAUCCAAGCGACUUUUUGGAAAUGACUUCGAUAGUCGCGGAAGAACCUGCAGAAUCAGAAUUAAGACAUCAAGAACUUCCUAAUAGCUUACCAGAGCACACAUCCCAACAACAUGAAGUUUAUGUUUGUUCCUUGUGUAACAAAGCAUUCAGUUCAAAGGGCCAUUUAUCUUUGCAUGCACGUAUCCACGUUGGAGCUGGUGAUGUGAUUGGUGAAAAAGUUCUUACGGAUGAUCACACUUCGUACAAGAGACCUUAUCAGUGUGAUCUUUGCCAUAAAUCUUAUUCGACCGGAAAGCACCGCUGGGGCCAUGUAUCAACGACUCAUAGAGGCCACCCAGCUGUGACAUGCGGUUAUUGUUCACGGAUUUAUUCGACCCGAAAAAAUUUGGAAGAACAUAUAACAUCGCGUCAUGCCGGUCUUCCUGCGCCCACGGAGGUUCCAGUGAACAAUUCCUAUCGUCCAGAAAACAGAUGUCAGUGCAACGCCUGUGGAAAAAUUUGUAUGGAUGCUAUGGAAUUGAAUCUUCAUGGAAGGAUCUGCAUCGAAGAACAGAGAUUAGAUCACUUGGCGAAAAGUAAGAGUAGGGAUAGUAAAAUUGUGGAUAGUUCUGAAGCGUCAAGUAUCGGUAGCGAUGAUGAUAGCAAAGACUAUAGGAGUGCAGAGGCAAAGCUGGCUAAAAAUCCUCAAUUGACAAUUCUGAAACAAGCAUUAACAAAAGGAGAUAAUCUUAAACGAGAUCUCGAAGACAAGUUCACAGCAAAUUGUAAACCAAAAAAGCUGCCAAAAACAGAAAGCACAGAUAUGAGAAAUGACAGAAAAUGGUACUGUGAAUCUUGUCCUCAACUUUUCACCUCGAUCGAUGAUUUGAAGGAACACGAAGCAAUUCACGAUGCUGAUAAGCCAUUCAUCUGCAUUCUGUGCAAAAAAGAUUUUGUUCUCAAAUCUUCUUUAAGCAGACAUAUUCAAACGUUACACGGCGUUGAUCCAUGUCCUAUCGUAGAAAGCGAUAAGUGUUUAAAGAAAAGUGUAUUACGGAAUUGGAACGAAUCUAUAGAUGUUGAUUACGAGGGAAAGACUUCUUCUGAAUUCCCGUUAUCUCCAGAGACAAAUGUUAAAAACGAGGAAGAGGAUCGCGAGAGUAGCCAAGAGAACCUUAUCGAAAUUGAAACUGUGUUCGUUUGCGAAAUCUGUACUCGCGACUUUAAUGAUCGCGCAUCUCUUUGGCUUCACAUUCGAGCUACUCACAAAGAAUUCGCAGCGUUUGCAUGCGGCGUUUGUUUGAAGAUCUGUGCAGACAACACGCAACUUUUGAAUCACGUGAACAUGUAUCACGGUGGUUCAAAAUUAUUACUUUCUGAGCAAAGAAGGUAUAGCUGUACGAUUUGUGGUAGGCAGCACGAUUCUAGAAAAAAAUUGAUCGCGCAUGUGUCUAUACAUAAUGUAGAUCCAAAUUACGAUCCUGCUACCUUCGUUCAGUUGAAUAGUAAUUAUUACGGAGAGAAUAUAAAUGGCAACGAAUCUGUCGAACAAGUGCUUGAUUACGAUGAAGAUGGAGACAAAGUAGACUGUUAUAUUUGUUAUAAAUCAUUCCCUAACGAGGAUCAUUUAAUUCGGCAUCAAAGAAAUGCACACAGGUCGGAACAACUAAUACCGACAGGAGACUCUGUGAAUACGUCCAAUUUAAAUGGAGGUGGAAACAGAGCCGGAUACCAUCUAUUUUUUGUUUGCGAACUUUGUGGCAGCUCGCACCCUAGUAAAUGGGAACGUUGGUUACACGUUAGCUCCUCCCACAGCAACGAACCAGCCAUUAAAUGUGAUCGUGAAGAUUGUGGUAAAAUCUUUGCGACGAAGUCUCUCAGAAACGAUCACAUUCAACAUCAUGCAAUUCAAGGCUCGUCCCCGAAUACCUGCGAAAUUUGCGGUAAACUUUGGGGUAGUAGAGUGGAUUACUGGAAACAUGUCAUGGGCGUUCAUUCAGACACUGUUCCAUUGAUUUGUGGGGUUUGCCUGAAAGUGUUUCCAAACGUGUUACAAUUAAGUACUCACGUUAAAUCGAAGCAUUGGCCUUUAACGAACGGCGAUUUUAGUUGCGACAUAUGUGGAAGGCCGUAUUCGAAUAAAUCCAAAAUGUCUAGACAUAGAAAAAUUCAUGGUUUCGAGGAAGCUUGCAAUAACGGAAUGGAAAACAACGAACACAAAGUGGACGGACGAAUCAGAGAAACCGAAUUAAGCUGCGAGCUUUGCACAGAUUUGAAGUUCACUAGUUUAGAAAAAUUGUGUAAUCAUAGACGAGUCGUCCACGGACUUUUCCCUUGCGAUCUCUGCAACAAAUGCUAUGGAAGAACUUCUCACUUAUGGAAACACGUGAACAGGGUGCACAAAGGCCACGAGGACGUAACCUGUCCUUAUUGCUUGAAAACUAGCGCGUCGAAGGAUCACUUGGCUGCUCACAUUUCAAAGAUUCAUAGAUACGAACCGGAUUCUAGAAAAGACGGGAAAGACAGUCGGCAGUUUAAAACGGAGGAAGUUAGUUUGCAUUAUUGCGAGAAAUGUAAUAAGGGAUUUCACAAGCGGUACCUUUUGCGUAGACAUAUGAAGGGAUGUCAGAAUUAUAGGAAAGAUCCUGGAGCGUUGCUAACGAGAUGUAGAGCUUGCGAAAGAAUAUUUAAGGAUCGUGCCAGUUUACAAAAACACAUUGAGAAUCAUCAUAGUACGUACACUUGUCAUCUUUGCAACGAGACGAUCACCUCGAAAUUAGGCAUUAUGACGCAUAAUAGAGUGAAACAUAUGGAUCACCCGGAUUUGACCUGCAAUUUUGGAGCUUGUAAAAAGUUGUUCAGAACAAAGGAAGAUCUAGAAGCCCACAGGAAGGACCAUAGGUAUCAUACGAAUCCUGACGUUUGUGACUUCUGUGGCGACACCGUGGAAAAUAAACUUAAAUUAAAAAUGCAUGUGUUGUCCCUUCAUCGCAAUGAGAUUGGUGUUUCUUGUGGAGUAUGCUUAAUCCCAAUGAAGGAUCCGAAAGAACUUAAAAGUCACGUAGAAGAGGUCCAUUCCAGUGUUCUUUCGAAACCCAACACCUGUCAAGUCUGUGGGAAACAGUAUGCUUCGAAAUGGAAGGCUUUCGAUCAUACUAAAAAGUGCCAUGGGAAAGUAUUUCGGACAUGUAAACAAUGUUUAGCUGUUUUUACAGAAGAUUCCGCUAUUAGAGAUCAUUAUGAAACUGUACAUAAUGUCCCAAAAGAUCAGCUUGCUGCAUUCGAGUAUAGACUAGAUAUUGGAUCGAAAAAUGAAGAUUUUGAAAUGGAGUCCCCUGACAUCAUUGUUAAAGAAGAACCAGAUGAUGUGGAGUAUGAUGCGGAUCUUUGCGACGAGGAUUCCAGUGAUUCGAAAAGAAAAAGAUCCUUAACGGAUACUUUUGAUUGCGAGAUGUGUCCGGAAAUGUUCGUAAACGUCGAUGCUCUUUCGAAACAUUAUCGUAAUAUGCAUAACACCGAUCCAGAAAGAAUGUUUAAGAGGUUAAAACAGGAAGAGCAGAGAAGAAUGCGUGGAAAAAUGAGUUUUAUUUGUAAAAAUUGCAAGAGACAGUUCUGCACAAAGACGCUAUAUUGGAGCCACGUUGCGACUUGCAGGAGAAAUAUCAUGCGAAAAGAAGUGGAACUGUUACCUUUGCGAAACGACAUUUUGGACAAUCGAGAAGAAAUUUUGAAAAAUAAUAAUCAAAUUAAAAAAGAAGAACCUACGUCAGAUUUGAAUAUUCCCGACUUCAACCUUUUUGAAGAUAUCAAUCUUCAACUCUCUGGUCAGAGACCUCUUCCAAAUCUCAUGCCACUUUCUCAGAGGGUGAAGUCUUCGAUAAAGUGUUCGAGAAAGGAUUCCAGAAAAGUUUACGAUGAAUCAACUAAUACAGAAUGUGCCUGCGAGGUAUGUGGAAAACAGUGGCCAGCGAAGAAACACUUAUGGCAACACCUUAUUCGGUUUCAUCGAGCAGAAGCUGCUGUCACUUGUGGAGUGUGCCUGAAACUUUGCAAAGAUUAUGACGAUCUAGCAGAGCAUUUGAAAGCUAUGCACGAAGCAAUAUUGUCGUGCGAGGGAAACAAUUUUACGUGUAAAACGUGUGGCAGGUACCACAACGCGCGCAGCAAGUUACUACUACACACAAGUAUUCACAUUGGGCAUGCGAGUAAUGGAACUACGUGUCCAAAAUGUCACAAAAAUGUCACCGACGAAACGGAUCAUUCUAAUACAUGUUCUGGGAAGACGGAAGAAGAAGAGGAGGAGGAAGAAGAAGAUGAACAUUUGAAGAACGAACAAAAGCCAGAAGGAAGUCUAAUAGCGGACGAUGGAGUAAUCGAAGAAGUGGAGGAAGGAGAGUUCGAAUCUGAAGCAGAAGAAGCAGACACCGAAGAAUCAGAAAGCGAUAGUAGUUCCGAAGGUGAAGAAGAAAAUGAUUCCGAAGGUGAAUCCAGAGCUACCGGGGAAAUCACUUAUAAUUCCGAGAGCGAAGAUUCCGAAGAAUUAGAUAAUUUGGAAAUGGAAGAAAAGAACAUGCAGUGUUUCACUUUGGAACACCUUCAGGAAGCCAAAAGCACAGAAGCAGAGAAAAACGAAGAAGAUCUGUCGGACGACGAUGGGCCUCCAAUUCUCAGUCCCAUAAUGCCUCUGCUUCCAGAAAACAUAUCCAACGAACAAUCGAGAGGUCACAAACUCGAUACAAUAAUAUCUGUUACCGAAAAUAGGGUAGAAUUAUGCAAUUUAUCCGAAAUGCAACAUCAGUCUUCUCUGAAAUCAACGAAUUUUUAUGGGAAAGGCACGUCUACCAAUGAGUCUUUGGAUUUUGGCUCUGAAACAUUUAUAAACCGAAGCGACGAAGACUUUGAAGAUACGAAACAUGACUUUGAUGAAAAUUCUAUCGAAGAAAGUAAGGACAACGAAGAAAUGGGGGAGAAUGAAGAAAAUGAGAGCAACGAGGCACACGAAGAAAUGGAAGAUAACGAAGAGAAUAACGAUGUAGAGGAAAAUGAAGAUAGCGAAGAAAGUGAUAGCGAAAAAGACAAAGACAGCGAAAAUGAUGAUAGCGAGGGAAGCGAAGAGAGCGAGGAAAAUGAAGAGCACGAAGAGCAUGAGGACAAUGAAGAGCACGAAGAGCAUGAGGACAAUGAAGAGCACGAAGAGCAUGAGGACAAUGAAGAGCACGAAGAGCAUGAGGACAAUGAAGAGCACGAAGAACAUGAGGAACAUGAAGAACAUGAAGAGCGUGAUGACAGCGAAGACCACGAAGAGCACGAGGAAAAUGAAGAAAGCGAAGAAAAUGACGAUAACGUAGAAAGUAUGCAGUUGGAUGAUCUGCAAGGUGCUGUUUUGAUGGUGACCGAAGGAAAUCAAAUACUGAUUCAACAAGAUAUAUCAGAGGAUGAAAAUGAGAACACAAAUCAGGAAUACGUCUAUUCCGCGUUUGCGUACAGUUCCGAGGAUGACAGUGAUGACGAAAGGAAAUGAGUGCCAAAUUGUGAUUAUUUAAUCUGAAAAAUUGUAAGAUGAAAAGAGUUGUUACAUGUUUCGAAAAAUGAAGAAUACGUGGAAAUAAAACGUAAAGCGUAAAAUGCAUCAUAAGAAAUAUAAUAGAAUAUAGAAUACAGAAUAUCAGGAUUUCAAAUUAAUUGGAACACUUACGUUGUUUAUUAAAUUAAAAACAGGUUAUAGAAACAUGAAUAGAAAUAUUUACGUAUAUUACAACGAGGAAUAUACACUUAGCGAAGAUUAGUGUCAUACUAGAGAUUCGUUAAAAAUAUUGAUCUACGAUGCCCACGUAUUCUUAAAAUGUAUCAAAGGUAAUCGGGAUUUGUAAUGCUUUAUUCUGUAUAAAAGAAAGAAAACAGAGAUUGACUAUUACGUGAUAUGUACCUUGGAAUUACCGAAAAUUCAUGCCGAUGCGCGAUGUUACGAUAACUUGUAAAUAUGUUAGAUUAAGUGAUAAAAUUAGCUUUCGCAAACUUUCUGGUAGGGGACCGUUCUUUCAUUAUGUCAAGUAGUUAGAAAGAGGGAUAUCAGUGACAUUUGUAAUAGGGAUGUUAUAAGGAUAUCAAUGAGUUUAAUGUAGGAUGAGAAGGGAGUAAACUAACAAUGAAUGCAAUGAACACGAAGGGGGAGGAAUAAAGUAGAGUAAAACCGACCAAAAUCAGUGUGAUGUAAUAAAAGAACAACCCCUAAGUCUCUGGGACAGGGAUGGCCGACUCGUUACUCUGUGCUAGCUUUAUGCUAGCUUAUAAGAUAUAAUGAAAAACUGAAUGUUCUAAAAAAUUUGGUUCAUUUAACUAAUGCACAUUAUUGUGCACUUAUAUCUUAAAACUACUACUACAUUCAAUUUCAAUUGUACCAUUUACAAUUAUGCACAAAAAAAAAAUAACGUUGAAUAUUAACGCAAGACACAAACAACAAUUGGUCAUCUCUGUCUUAGGCAAUUUAUUUAAGUUCUUACCGAUUUCGAUUUCGAUUUUGCAGCACAGAUCCGACUCGACCUCGAUUAAUUUGAGGUAAUUCGAUCGGUAUCGAUAUCUGAUUUUUCCAAAAUUUCUUUCUAUAAAUGUUUCCAAGCGAAAAUAGUACAAAGAUAGCAAUAUGCAGAAUUAUCGUAAUGUUAGAUAAAUAAUUAACGCAUAAUAACAAAAAGAAAUUUGUGAAAUUCUACUAAAUUUUAAGCGAAUCCUUUUAUAUGUAGUAUCGAACAUUCGUUUCAAAUAUACAAUACUGUAUUUGUUACACUGUUAUACAUAUCUAAGUUGAUGAUCUAUUACUAUUACAACACUACUACUACUACUACUACUACUACUAUUAUUAUUAUUAUUAUUAUUAUUAUUAUUUCGGUAUUAUAUUAAUAUCGAUUCGAUUGAAUCUACCACAGGAAAAUUUCAAAAAUCGGAUGAUGAAGCAACAGAAACAACUUAGUGUAUAUAGUAGUAAUGUAAGUAAUUUCGUGUACAGCUACGUUAUACUAUACAAAAAACAAGGGACAUGUUUGUAUGCGUGUAUGGAAGCAUGAUGAUUGCAUGAAAGAAAGGAAAGGCCAGCUUCUAUUACUUUUUUACUAUCGAACGUUGCGAAUGGUUCAGAAGAAACUGAUAAUCGGUUCUGUUUCCCAAUAAAAGUGUUCAAUAAUUAUAUACGUAUGUAUAAAUUACAUUCUUGUUGAUUAUAUUGAACACUUUCUUUCCUCAGUUUCUUUAACAAAUGUCGGUUCUGUUUCCCAAUAAAAGUGUUCAAUAAUUAUAUACGUAUAUAUAAAUUAAUUACAUUCUUGUUAAUUGUAUUGAACACUCUCUUUCCUCAGUUUCUUUAACAAAUGUCGUUCCGUUGUACUUUAUCAACCUUAGAGUUACGUGUAUAUUUUAGCGUAGUAAACAAAACUUCGUUUGUAAUCGCACCAAUUUCGUUUCGAUAUUUCCCAUUACCUUAAACCCAUCGAUAAUGUUCAUUCGAUAGGAAAGCAAAACACGAAAUACUAUUUCUUUUUUAAUUCACCUAAUUAUCCAUGGUCAUUUCUUAUGAGUUCCGUUCGACUUUCUUUCGUUUUCGUUUAUUAUUUAUUGGGGGGCAUUCGCUUCCUUUCCAGCGUGUUAGUACAUAAGAAAUGAAAAUGGCAAUUCGCAUUUAACGUUUGUAACGAUUACAAUAAAAAUUACAAAGUUGAUUAAUAUCUUAUCCUCAUUUUGAUCCUAUAAAAAUUGAUCGAUACUUUAUUAAUGUUUAUUAAGCGAAAGUGUACAUAAAUUUCAAUUCCAUGAUCUUUAAUUCAACGUAGUCAAUUGUAUGAAUGCGAUAAACGUAUAAUCGAGAAGUAUUAAAAAAAAAUGAAUUCAAAGAACUAUCGAAAUUAUGUUGCUUUGAUACUUCGCUGUAAUACUUCUUUUCAAUGUUAGUAUUCAUUUUUAUCCUCGUAUCUUUAUUGAAGUAAACUGUAAAGUUCUCGUAAGUUUACGACGAAAUGACUAUACCAAUAGAUAAAUUAAGGUCUAAAUAAAAUAUUCUUUUACAAAAAAAUAAAAUUAUUGUAAAUUAUGUAUAGAAUAAAAAUACGCGUGUUCGUUUAUGUUAAACAAAAUUUUGUCUCGAUUUUUACACAGCUAAAAUUGUAUUUAAAACUAUGAUGUUAGAAAUAACAGUCGGCUGUAAAUUUUCGUUGCAUGAAUCAGUUGAAGCGUGUGCGAAUUUGUUAUCAACCGAAUUGUAAUUAUCUUAAGAUCCAACACGAGUAAUUAUUUUUAUAUUGUAUUUAAUUUAUCACUAAAUUGUCUAAUUCUGUUUCAGAUCAAAUAAAACAUUGGGAAAAAAAGAAGA